Messenger RNA from Caenorhabditis sp. 36 PRJEB53466, 7117 nucleotides. Lineage: Eukaryota; Metazoa; Nematoda; Chromadorea; Rhabditida; Rhabditidae. The record is from the annotation of a GenBank genome assembly.
AUGAGCGAUUCGAGUCAGUCGCCGUUACGGUCUCCAGAAGACGAGGAGCUAUUGGCAAAGUCUUCUCGAAUACGACUAUGGGUUACAAAAAGAAUGAAAGAGGUGAGAUAAAGAGAGAGAGAGAGAGAAAAGUUUAAUCCUAUUACAUUUUUAGUUAUAUGGGUGCAUUGUGUAUGCAAUGAUGAUAACCGAAACUGUUCAGAAUCACAAUUUUAAUUCCAACACGUAUAGAUGAUGUUUGUUAGUGAAAGUAGCGAGGGAGGGUCAAUAAGCCAUAAUAAAUGAGAGAUAUUAGCAGUGUUCCAAUAGAAAACACAUAUUUUUCUAUUCAGAUGCAAAUUGUUUCCUUCCUUCUCUCCCGAACUAAAUCAUCACUUUUUUGUAUGCAUGUGGUUUUGCUCUCCCUGAAAACUGGGUUGUCCUAGGGCACGCAAACAAUGUCCAUGAAUGUAUUCGGGCUCUAGGUAUCAGGUUACCCACCGACAACAUUUCUUGACGUCUCCCUUCCUUCCGUCUCUUGCUUCUUAUUUCUUGACAAAGAUUCAGGUUGGACGUCUCCUUUAUUCAUUUUUUCCAAGAAGCCUCUAGACGUGUGUUGAGAAUAAUGAGCAACGAGUUGAAUUCGAAAUUGAGAAUUGCCUAAUUUCCGUCGGAGCUAGAGAGCUCACUGACUUCUCAGCAAAGAUUUGUUAUCCUUGUGCAUCUAACCCUUCCUUCACAAGAGAGUCUAUCUAUUCUUAUCGUGUAAUUCACUCUUCUUUGUUUACUACUGCCUUCUGGAACGGUUGGCAAUUGGACCAGCAGGAAAUCGGCUCAGUGGAGCUUGGAAAAUCAUUGAAAUACACUAAUUUCAAUAUUAAGAAUUCUCCAAUUCAAAUUUCUUCAAAAUGAUUUUCGCGCCUUCAACUAUCUCACCACAAAGUGUCAUUGUCUCGAUUUUGUGUCCUCCAAAAACCCACACACGCCGUCUUGUCUUCCUUAUUUUCUCAUUUAUCUUCAUUUACACCUUUUAAUCCUUUCUUCAUCUAUCCCACCUUUUUUUUUUGAAAUAUCUCGCUUACAACUAACAUUUCUUGAUUACGGUCAUUAUGAGGAGAAAACUGGUCAUCAACACACACACCCGUCUAUUAUCUUUUUGCGACAGAAAUUAAGCAGUUAUUAGUAGUUGUACAUACUUUCUUUCCCGAUUAUCCAGAACUCUUUCGUCGUAUAGUUGUCUAGUUUGUUAUUCUGAAUACUGAAUUCUGAAUUUUUGGGUACGUCUGAAUUUUAAAUUCUCAAUUCACAGUUGAAUUUUCCUAUCCCAGACGCAUCCUUUUUGCUCAGUAUAUUUACUAUUAAAAGUCAAUGAGUUAUCCGAAUUCUCAUCAGCUGAAAGCCUUCAAAGGCAUAAAUUUCGGAACUACUAUCCAAAAUGCAUGUGGUAGUGGUGCCUAGAGGCCUCCACAAAUCUUUUUCUGUUCUUGCAUGCUCCUGUCUACUCUCGUUCAAGGCGCAACCAACUUGGUCUGCAAAACGUUUUGGCAGUCUUUUUGCGUUUGAUGUGGUAACUAGUAAGUUAGUGAGUUUUGCGGAACAUUUAUGUCUAAGAGCGAUGUUUCCAUUUCAAAGGGUUCGUUUUAUUACCUCAUUGUUCUACGCUGAGAAUAUUUGGAAAAUUCCUACUUACAUAGAACUAAAUUUUUAUGAUUAGUUCAUUCACCCUCUACCGAAGCAGCGAAACUUUAGACGAAAUCGCUGUCAACCACUUCAAUCAGAAGUGUUCGUUCGUUUCCAAAUCAUCUCAGAUUUCUCCCACAUCUCCCACAUUCUCCUUCCUCCUUUCUUCCUUUCCUAUUCGAUUCGGCUCAGUCGUAUUGCGCACGUCGCACCGCUUCAACUUGCCCAUAAAACUUUGAGUGAAAGGCUGGCACAUCUGGACACGAAACGGGGCCCGGCACACAGUUGGUACCGUCGACAGACCACCUUUUUCCUCACUUUCUCUUUCUUUCUAUUUCCGUUCGCUACUCCUCAACUUUCACGAAUUCCGCCUCAUUGAUCAAAUUUUUGUUGGGCAUGCCUUCCUCUCUGGCAACUUCAUCAUGAAAAGAUGUUCUCUUCCACAUAAUCACAGAAACUUGUUUAGUGUCCGGAAAGCCACAAUGUCUUAUUAGUCAGGUAAGUCUCAGUGUCUGUUGGCAUUAGUGCCAUGUCAUAUCACCAUCUGAGUACACUGGUACCGAGGUUCCAAAGCGCAACGAUGACGCCGUCAAUCUCUCAUUUCUCUGUCACUUUCACUUCUAUUUCAAUUACUCGCUCAUCUAAAUCUCUUCUUUCAAAUUUUCACACAUCUCUGUAAAGCCCCUAUUAAUUUUGCUAUUAAUAUGAACUCUACUUCACACUUGAACUCGUUGCUAUUUUUCAAUUUUGAAAAAUUGCCCAUUUCGCAUUUCACAUCUCACAUUUUCUUAUGCAUUUUAAAUAGAGCGCUAGUGUCCACGGCCCGGAAACCACAAUAUCUCUAGAGAAUCGCAACAUUUCAUGGCUUCGAAGAGCAGUUUCCUUUUAUUUUCCCCAUACUUCUUUCUAGUGUUACUCUUAUUUAAUGUAAGUUAAACAUCGAAGUCUAGCUGGAGGACCUUUACCAGAACUUUUUGCUGCCCUGGGAAAUCGUAACGAAGUGUUCUGUUUUCCAAUGCGAAGCCAUCAAUCUUUGCUCGUCAAAUCCUUAAGCUAAUUAGCAAUUAGAACUUUUCUUCUCCCCCAAACUAUUCCAUCUUCCUCAGUUUUCCAGUUCAAAUUCAAUUUGUCUAUUGUAUCCGCUGCUGCUAUUUGCCUCCUCCUCCUUCGAAUCGUCCUAUUCGGAACUCACCCCUCUUGCCUCAUUUUUCAUGCCGCGUGGCUUCUUCGUCUUUCGUAAACCCUCGGUCUCUUUUUGUGGAUCACGACCACUAUUACUACUACACCCACCCGUUAGGCCUAGACUAAUUACGACAAAACAUGCUAAACAACAUUUUGGUGGUAUUUCACAGAGAAGACGAAUUUAUAAAUUUGUGUGGGUUGCAUUCUCAUCUUCUUCUAAAUGUUUGCAUGCGAAACAAAAAAAAAGAAGAGAGGAAACAGAUAAAAUUCAUUCCGUCGUCGCCGAGACCAAAGCCAUUCUAGAUGUGUUUAUGUAUUUUUCACCAUCUGCCUCCGAAUAUCGCACGGAUACCGGCUGCCAAAAAAAUGUUUUCUUGCGCAAAAACGACAUUUGUUCGCCGCUCUCCAAUUUUUCCGUCUAAUCCUUGUCAGCAUUCAGAAUCCCUUGGCAAAAAUAAAGAAAUGUCUCGGUGCCCCUGGGUCCGUUGCUUCUCCCAUCUAAACUUUGGGCAUCUUGACAAAUGGUUUCCCGUCUUUUCCUCUCUGAGCUCUUUCUCCUAUGUGCCACCAACACCACCCCACCAAAUACUUCGUCAAUCAUCCGUUUUUCCCGGGCGCUUGACUGCUCGAAAUCCUCGGCAAAAGUUGAAACAUCGGAGAGGGGGGCCCGGGGCACCUGCCUGAUAAUUAAUCGUCUUCCCAGCGAACCUCAGCCGCCGGCCAGAUACCUUUCUUCUCUCGUCUUUUUCUCUCGCCAUGCGUUCUGUGCAGUUUGUAAUUUCUUCUUUUUUCAGCUUGAGGAUCAAAACGAACGUCUUCGAACGCAGAAUUUGCGGUGCACGACUCAACUCCAGAUGCUUCGAAGUUUCACCGAAAAGUCUCGAAAGAUCAAAGCCGAAAUGGAGAUGAGCCGGAGCAUCACAGGCACUCUUCCAGUGCUCCACGACGAUAAUCGAACUUCUGACGAUAGUGGCCUGACUUCAGAUGAUGCGGAUAGAAAGCAGAUGAGCGUCAGCAUUUCCGAAUGUACUCCAAGGGUGCAGAGAAAAGCCCGUGAGUCUAACUUUUAAAGUUUAUCAUCAAUACCGUUGGUAUUUGUUGCAGCCAGGACAAUAAUAAAGAAUAACUCGCAAGGCUCUUCUAGCUCUGAAUCGUCUCCAUGUGAAGACGAACCGAAGCCAAUGCCACUGCCUAGAAGGAUUCAUCCAACUACGGUAGGCUGCUUUGCUUGCGCAAAAAAUUUGUAUCUUUUUUCCAGACUGAAAGAGAUAGUUUGAAUUCUUAUGCGGAAGACUACGAAUAUGACAUAGAAGAGUCAUCUUUCGAGCGCACGGAAGAGAACGGAAGGACUCAAAACGAAAAGUAUGCAGACUAUGUUAACUUACACGAAUUCGUGGCUAUCAAAGACGAUAAGGUCGUGUAUUCGGAAAUCGUAAAACACAGAUCCGUUGACAAGGAGAUUCUGCCAACUCCACCGUCUCAUCAGCCAAAACUCUGGGAGACUCGGCUCAUUCAGGAUGCUGAAAAAUGUCUGUCCAUCAUAGACGGAACAGAUUCCGAAGGCACUUCUACGGGGCCAGCCGUUUCUCCAUACCAUGUUUCGAACGUCUCCAGAGUCUCCUCGCACAAUCGAACCGAAUCUCCUGGCUCCAGAAAGUCAUCGAAGAUAUCGCGCAACUCGUCUCCACGUGUACCGUCGCAUCACUCUUACGAAGAAGGAACGGCUUACGCUAUCAGAGAUCUGUGUCUUGGAAGUGAUUACUACACGCCACCAGAUGCCUCUUCGCGAUACUCUGGAGGAACUCCGAAUUCGCGGACUUCGCUCAUUCCGUCUAGAGAAACGAUGGAAAAGGCGGGUUACUGGACACAUCUGACUGAUAGUCGAAUCAAAUCGCUUAAAAGAAGAUACGUAGUGCUCCGAAAUGGACAACUCAGUUUUUAUAAGGUAAGACAAUGAGGGUGGAGUUUCUUGAAAAAAUAUUUAUUUAGAAACACGGAAGCAAAGACGAGGACCCUUCGACAAGAAUCAACGUCGCCGACAUUCGAUCCGUAACAAAGAUUGAACAACAGGGAGCAGCCUACGCCUUCCAACUCGUCACGGCAACUGAUAAGAUUAACUUUAUGACUGAAAGUGAGAAGACUACUCAUGAAUGGGUCAGUAUAAUCUCGGCUGCGAUAAAAGCGACAACUCUUCGGGAGAUGGCCAGCAGAGUCACUCCAAUCGAUGCUGCAAUAAGCGGAUGGAUGACUCGAGUCAAGUGUGGACACUCAAAGAAAGUAUUCGCAGCUCUCGUCAACCAGAAACUCAUGUUUUUCAAAAAUUCAACUGAUCUGGUGCCCAAUGGAUUCCUCUGCCUUCAAGGAGCUCAGAUCAGUGAGAAACAUGACGGAGCCGAAGAGUACUCAGGAAGCAGUGAUGAGCAACUGGAGAUCACGCGAGAUCAUCCGAAUCAAAGAAAGAACAACGACAGUUUAUGUGUGCAAAUAGCUAAUGAAGACCCUGUUUACUUGGUGCUCCGAACUUCUGAAGAGAAAGAGAAGUGGAUGUACUUCUUGAAGGCUACUAGUGGAACUGCAGCUCUGUGGGGAACUCCAUUCGAGAUUCUGAUACAGAGAAUGAUGGCUGAGAAUGUCGCCAACGAUUCACCGCUCUGGAAAGAUCUUCUCUUCACUUCUGGCGAAGAAAUUCCAAAGGACACGAUGACCUCUGUGGACCCCAGCGAGCGGAAAAAGACAUUGGAAAUUUCAAAAGCUUGUCAACUUUUUGUUUCCGUUUUGAUGCGUCCUCAGGCAACCCAAUAUCAUAUUGACUUGGCUCAGAACAUUUUGUCAACUGCCGUUCAACAAGAGUUCUUGAAAAAUGAGGUGUACUCUCAGUUGAUCAAGCUGACUAGUGGGACUAUGCCAUUUGGACUGCAAGGAUGGAAGCUUUUAGCUUUGGCAAUUCCCUUGUUUCUUCCCAAACAAUACUCACUUCUUUGGCUUCUAAAGCGACAUAUCUCAAGAUGGACCGAAUUACCGUUAGUUUCAUUAAUUGUUGUUAUCUGCUUUUAAUUCUGUUGAUUGUUUUUUAGGAACGAGUCGGACGAGGGCCGGAUGGCAAUUUUCUGCGAAAGCGCCUUGGAACGAUGCUUGCGUGUUGGAGGGAGACAAGAAGGACCGAGCCGUCUGGAAGUGACCUCAAUUCUCACACGAGACGUCACAAGAACAAAGUUCCCGCACUCUAUUUCUGUAAAGCUGCCCAAUUCUGAGUACCAGAUUGUCGAGUUCGAUGGAUCUACGGAAAUUGGUCAGUGUCUGUCAUCCCUCUGUUUGAAACUUGGAAUGCGUCCCGCCCUUCUCUCUGGUUAUGCCCUUUACAUGGACGAUCCACUAACGCACUGUCUUCUGCUUCUCAAAGGCAAACAAAAGCUCUGUGAUGCUCUUUCAACCUGGGAAAGCCGAUCGAGAGAUGCUCAUAGGGGUAGAGUCAUCUCAGACUGUGCCGCUGCACUUUCUCUUCGAAUGAGACAUUACUGGUCGCACUUGACAUCAACGGAGACUCCAAUUGAACGCCAGUUUUUGGUCUGGAGAGCUGCUGAGGAGAUUGUAAAAGGAAGGAUUCCACUGAGCAACCAGCUCUGCGAGAGUCUGGCUGCACUUUACGCACAGAUGGCGUUCGGAGACGUGCCGCCGCAUCACAUAUCUGAUCAACAGUUUGAGUUUAUCAGCCAAAGGUUCUACCCGACUAAAAUGCUCGACGUGGCAUGUAUCAAAAGUUUAAGGUAGGAUGAGGUUGAAAACUGUUUUCCACUAUUGCUUUUUGAAGACUCCAAAUCAACUCCAACUGGUGUGAACUGGUGGGAAUGAGUGAGCACGAGUGUGUUCGGGUAAUCCUCCAAGUGCUCUGCAAGUGGCCUCUUUUCGGAGCGGAUCUUCAUGAAGCUUCAAUGAGAACGGAGAACGAGCGAAACAUUUAUUUGGCUUUGAACGAUCAUUCCGUUAAUCUCAUUGACAGAAGACAUUUUGUAAGUGGAAUAGUAGCUGAGCAUCAUAACAUUUUUCUGUUCAGGAUAUAAUCCGUUCCAUCCCAUACAGCAGUCUCUCUACGUUCGGCCAGUUCCAGCAAGACUUUAUGCUCACUGUGAUUCGUCCAUUAACUCCUGGUGCCCAUCCGGAAGAAGCUCCAAAAGAACGACUCACUUUUUCGAUGAACAAGAACGAAAUCGAACAGCUGACGCUGCACCUCGCAGAGUACAUUCGUUGCCAGAAACUGGUUUGGAAAGUUUCAAAAUGA